This is a messenger RNA of Sceloporus undulatus (fence lizard), 1768 nucleotides long. RefSeq names its product cytochrome P450 1A5-like. Gene Ontology annotation, biological process: hormone biosynthetic process; progesterone metabolic process. Bases 1 to 765 code for a protein of 254 amino acids. The record is from RefSeq and is a predicted model, not a curated record. NCBI's taxonomy places the organism in Eukaryota, Metazoa, Chordata, Lepidosauria, Squamata, Phrynosomatidae. Gene Ontology annotation, molecular function: iron ion binding; steroid 17-alpha-monooxygenase activity; heme binding. The transcript is spliced from 6 exons.
AUGGGUAAGGACAUAAAAGGACCUCUCACCUUGCAUGAAAGGAAAGCAUAUAGUGUCCGUUGGUGGAAGACAAACUUCUCAGAAUAUUCAUCCGAAGAGCUGUUAGAUCCAAACUGUAUUCAGGAUUCCAGUUUCUUCUUUCAUCUGAGACACACAGGUUUUGACACAGUGACUACAACAUUGUCCUGGAGCCUCAUGUAUCUUGUCGUUCAUCCUGAAAUUCAGACAAAGAUCCAAAAAGAAAUAGAUGAAGUCAUUGGCAGAGCACGAAAACCAAACCUACAGGACCGCCAUUUGCUGCCGUACACAGAAGCUUUCAUCCUUGAAGUGUUCAGACAUUCCUCAUUCUUGCCCUUCACAAUUCCCCACCGCACAACCAAAAAAACUGUCUUAAAUGGCUACUACAUCCCAAAGGACCUCUGUGUCUUUGUCAACCAGUGGCAAGUCAACCAUGAUGAGGCUCUUUGGAAAGAUCCAGAUUCCUUCAAUCCAGAGCGUUUCCUCACAGCUGACGGCAAAAACAUCGACAAGGAAGAGAGUGAGAAAGUCCUGACCUUUGGUUUGGGGAAAAGAAAAUGCAUUGGGGAGCAGAUUGCCCGUUGGGAGGUAUUCCUCUUUUUGACCACUUUACUCCAAGAGCUGGAAUUCAGUGUUCCCAAUGGAGUGGAAAUCGACAUGACUCCUAUCUAUAGCCUGUCGAUGAAGCACAAGCGAUGCCCACACUUCCAAGUGAAACAACGUCCUGCAAAGAGUAUCAGUCACUAAAUGGCAAAGAUGUGUCCAAAAACACUUUGGAAUUUUGAUGUAGUAAUACCUGCCUUUGUGCACACAUGCUCCUCAUGCCAGAUUCAGGUCUGGAACAAGCUUUCCUUGCUAAGUGCAUCUGCCACAUUUCCUGGUUGAAAGACCCAAAUGGGGAAAAUCAAUUAUUUUUCGCAAAAUGGUGCAAACAUGAAUUCUGUAACUCAGUUGUCCAGCCCCAAAAUGUACAUGUAUCAAUGCCUAUGGGUUUUGAAGUUCAGAAACACAGAAGUUAUGCAUUUUCAGUGUGAGGAACAUGGAGGAACAAUUACAGUGGGCCCUUGAUAUCCGCUGGGGUUUAGUUCCAGGACCCCUCAUGGAUACCAAAAUCCAUGGAUGUUCAAGUCCCAUACAAUGAUUUAUUUUUUAAAAUACAAUGGCAAAUACAAAUGGCAAAAUCAAGGGUUGCUUUUUGGAAUCUGUACAUUUAAUAUUUUCAAGUCAUGGAUGCUUCGAUCCAUUGAUAAAGAACCAAUGGAUACAGAGGGCUGAUGGUCAUUUUACUCACUUGAAACAAACAUUUGUCUUGAACAGUAAUGUUUUCAAAUUGCCCUGGGUCGCCCUCUGAAUGGAAUCCUGUUGGAGCAUGACACUUGCAUUAGCUUACUUGUGUAAGGAGUAGUACUUAGAAGUUGCAUAAGUGCGGUCCCAAUAAGAGCCAAAUAUUUCUUAAGCACUCGCACAGCCCUUCCUCUUGCUUUGGACUUUGGUGGGUGAGAAGUGAACUGAAUUUUUGCACAGUAGGCAAUUGCAAGGCCUUGGCGCUUGCCAAGCCAUCGGUUGGGUAACUGUAGGAUCUAGUGUAUAUUUACACUGCAUUGCUAAAAGCAGAGUUGUGCCAGUUUUGAUACUAUCACAGGCUCUGAGAUUUCAGGACCAAAGCCUAGGAAGAUACCUGGGGAUGGGUGGAAUAUUUUGAAAAGGGGCCAAUACAUGGAUCAAAUAAAGAAACUGCAAUUCAUAUCAA